Zychaea mexicana is the source of this 901-nucleotide messenger RNA. RefSeq lists its product as uncharacterized. The record is from RefSeq and is a predicted model, not a curated record. Bases 165 to 809 code for a protein of 214 amino acids. The transcript is spliced from 2 exons. NCBI's taxonomy places the organism in Eukaryota, Fungi, Mucoromycota, Mucoromycetes, Mucorales, Lichtheimiaceae.
UUUCGCUUCUUUUUUUGUCUUUUUUCUCUGCCAAGCGAGAGUCUCUUUUUUAGUCUUAAAAACACUUGCAGAACCAGAAAAAAGAGAGAAAGAUAGUGAAAGAGCCGCAGUUUAUCCUCUCCGUCCCCAGCUCUUUUUUUUUUUCAUUCUUUCUUGUCAACACAAUGCCUCAAGCGAGUCCUUUAUUGGACGUACCAAUAGAAGAUUGCGAUUCACCGUCCGGUUCAUCGACUAGCGAGCCUCAUGACGAUUCGAUGCAAAUUCAACAACCAUUCAUUGACCAGUCUUUUUUCUAUAAGCUCGACCAGUUGUCACCGGACAAUCCUCUUUACUUUAUGCAACAACAAGCCCAACAACAACAGCAGAUAAAGAACGAAAGUUCCAGCAGCAGUAAUAGCCCGUACACGAUGGUGGACGAAGAUCAGUCCAUGGCCGAAGCUAACGAUUCGGAAUUGGGCUCGGCAGCCUCACCGCUUCAAGCGAAUAGUAGUACUCGGCAGUCAUCGGUUGAACAGCAGUUAUCGCCGUCAUUGCAACAACAGUUAUUACAACAGCAACAACAGCACCCAUUUGUGCCGCCGUCAGCAUCGACGACCAGGAAUAACCCGAGCAACGGUUUGGUCGAGCCGCUUCAACCGUCGAACUCAUCGUCAGCCCCAGAAACGAACCAGACCUUUUGGUCAGGAGUCAAUAACUUCUUUUCAAAUGUUGCGCAGAAUCCAUUCCCUCAAGCCAUUCCUAAUCUCGCACGCAAUUUCACAGACUACCUAUCUUCCAGCUAUCCCGCUCAAAUGCCCGGCUCAAUGUAAGCCUAUUAUAAGAAUAACAAACAAACAGCAAACAUUGCCCGGUUAUAGGCGCAAAAAAAAAACCAGGAACCCGUAACUCUAAACCGUUCUUU